This is a messenger RNA of Serendipita indica DSM 11827, 1236 nucleotides long. Lineage: Eukaryota; Fungi; Basidiomycota; Agaricomycetes; Sebacinales; Serendipitaceae. The record is from the annotation of a GenBank genome assembly.
AUGAUCUCAACGGCUGUGGUCCUCUCGUCGCUGCUGCUCGCUCCCUUUGUGCAUGCCGCAGAUGGAGUUCAUCGUAUGAAGCUUAACAAGAUGCCCAGAACCGCCCCAGGUUCGGCUGAGGAGGCGGCGCUGCUCGCACACAAGUAUGGCGGUCAAGUCCCUCUCGCAGGCGUCGGUGGGCUCGGUCGCAAGCUGGCAAAUCCUCCCACCGCUGGUGAUGACCAGAUGUUCUGGACGCAGGACAUCGUCGCCAACGGCGGUCACGGUGUUCCUCUUAACAAUUACAUGAACGCUCAGUAUUAUGCUGACAUUACUAUCGGAACUCCCCCUCAAACUUUCAAGGUUGUUCUCGAUACUGGUUCAAGCAACCUUUGGGUGCCAAGCACGUCGUGCACGUCGAUCGCUUGCUUCCUGCACACCAAGUAUGAUUCGUCUGCAUCUUCAACAUACAAGGCAAACGGUACUGAAUUUGCCAUUCGCUAUGGCUCCGGCUCGCUCGAGGGCUUUGUCUCGCAAGAUACCAUGACUCUUGGGGACCUCACCAUUAAGAAGCAAGACUUCGCAGAAGCGACCAAGGAGCCAGGCCUUGCAUUCGCCUUUGGAAAGUUUGAUGGCAUUCUCGGGCUUGCCUAUGACACUAUCUCCGUCAACCAUAUUACACCUCCCUUCUACAAUGCCAUUGACCAGGGCUUGCUCAAGGAGAAGGUGUUCACGUUCCGCGUCGGCGCCUCUGAGGCAGAUGGAGGAGAGGCCGUUUUCGGUGGCAUCGACUCGAGCCAUUACACGGGUAAGAUUACCUAUGUCCCCGUCAGACGCAAGGGCUAUUGGGAGGUGGAGCUUGAGAGCGUUGCCUUUGGUGACGAUGAGCUCGAGUUGGAGAACACUGGUGCUGCGAUUGACACCGGAACCUCGUUGAUCGUCAUGCCCACCACCAUUGCAGAGAUGCUUAACUCUGAGAUUGGUGCCACUCGCUCGUGGAACGGCCAAUACACGCUCCCUUGCGACAAGGUCCCAGGCCUCCCCGAUUUCACCUUUGUCUUUGGCGGCAAGCCAUACCCCAUUGCGAGCACCGACUACGUCCUUAACCUUGGCAAUCAAUGCGUGAGCGCCUUUACCGGAAUGGACAUCAACCUCCCAGGUGGUGAACUCUGGAUCGUUGGUGACGUCUUCCUCCGAAAGUACUUUACGGUCUACGACCUCGGCCGCGACGCCGUCGGAUUCGCCGUCAGUGCAUAA